Onychostoma macrolepis is the source of this 2479-nucleotide messenger RNA. It is a transcript of the gene camk2g1, whose product is annotated as calcium/calmodulin-dependent protein kinase (CaM kinase) II gamma 1. Gene Ontology annotation, cellular component: cytoplasm; neuron projection. The transcript has 23 exons. Gene Ontology annotation, biological process: protein phosphorylation. Gene Ontology annotation, molecular function: calcium/calmodulin-dependent protein kinase activity; ATP binding; calmodulin binding. NCBI's taxonomy places the organism in Eukaryota, Metazoa, Chordata, Actinopteri, Cypriniformes, Cyprinidae. The record is from RefSeq and is a predicted model, not a curated record. Bases 170 to 2059 code for a protein of 629 amino acids.
GCGUUGUCUCGCGUGAUUUUCUCUCCACCCCCACCAUCCAGCCCCUCCCCUCCGCUCUUUCCGUCUGUAUCUCCCUUCUUUCUCUCUCUGGAACACAUGAGAUUCUCCUCCCGAAACCUGAACCGCAGCAGCAGAGGCAUCGACCCCCCUCCCCACACGCACACACAACAUGGCUACAAUUGUAACCUCGACCAGGUUUACGGACGAGUAUCAGCUUUACGAAGAGCUGGGAAAGGGUGCCUUCUCCGUGGUGCGGAGAUGUGUGAAAAAAUCCACUGGCCAGGAAUAUGCUGCUAAAAUUAUUAACACAAAGAAACUGUCAGCAAGAGAUCAUCAGAAACUGGAACGUGAGGCCCGAAUCUGUCGUCUACUCAAACACCCCAAUAUUGUUCGGCUCCAUGACAGUAUCUCAGAAGAAGGUUUCCAUUACCUGGUCUUUGACCUUGUGACUGGGGGGGAGUUGUUUGAGGACAUCGUCGCCAGAGAGUAUUACAGUGAAGCUGACGCAAGCCAGUGCAUCAAUCAGAUCCUGGAGAGUGUCAAUCAUAUUCACCAGCAUGACAUCGUGCACAGAGACCUGAAGCCUGAGAACUUGCUGUUGGCCAGUAAGAUGAAAGGAGCGGCAGUGAAACUAGCUGAUUUUGGGCUGGCCAUCGAGGUGCAGGGAGAUCAGCAGGCCUGGUUUGGUUUUGCUGGCACACCUGGCUACCUGUCUCCAGAAGUGUUGAGGAAGGAUCCCUACGGCAAACCUGUGGACAUCUGGGCUUGUGGUGUGAUCUUGUACAUUCUAUUAGUGGGCUAUCCUCCAUUUUGGGAUGAAGAUCAGCACAAGUUAUACCAGCAGAUCAAAGCUGGAGCUUAUGAUUUUCCUUCUCCAGAGUGGGACACGGUCACCCCUGAGGCCAAGAACCUCAUCAACCAAAUGCUGACCAUCAACCCAGCUAAGAGAAUCACCGCAGAGCAGGCCCUCAAGCACCCAUGGGUCUGCCAACGGUCCACAGUGGCAUCCAUGAUGCAUCGCCAAGAGACCGUGGAAUGCUUGCGCAAGUUCAACGCUCGCAGAAAACUCAAGGGAGCCAUUCUCACUACUAUGCUGGUUUCUAGAAACUUCUCAGUGGGCCGGCAGCAUACCAGCCCUGCUGCUCCCACCACAAGCACUGCCGCGCUUGCACAGGAAGCAUGCAAGAGUUUACUCAACAAAAAGGCAGAUGGAGUCAAGCCCCAGACAAACAACACUAAAAACAGUGUAGUGAGCGCUGUAGUGAACGCCAUGAAAGAAAGCAACACGACCUCUUCUACACCGAUGGAGCCACAAACUACAGUUGUGCACAACCCUGUCGAUGGACCCAAGGGCUCCACAGAGAGCUGUAACACCAAUGAGGAAGAGGAUAUGAAAGGUAGGAAAGCCGAGAGUGCGCAGGGAACGAGCAGUGACAGUGCCGUGAUGAGUCAGUGCAGUGCCGGGGAAGAGCUGCCCGCUCUGGUGGCUUCGCCACAGGGCUCUCCUGCCACAGUCCCCGUGCAUGACGUUAAGCGCUUGGCAUGGAACAGUUCAGAACAUGCCUCAUGUCCAGAGUUAGAGCGCACUCAUUCUGGCCCCUGUGCCUCAGCCCAUGGGGUCGGCGGUAUCACGGCGAGUGGGUCCGCAGCUCAGUCUCGUAAGCAGGAGAUUAUAAAGAUCACGGAGCAGUUGAUCGAGGCUGUCAACAAUGGAGACUUUGAAGCAUACACAAGAAUUUGUGACCCUGGUCUGACCUCUUUUGAGCCUGAAGCUCUGGGGAACCUGGUCGAGGGCAUGGACUUCCACAAGUUCUACUUUGAGCACUUGUUGAGUAAGAACAACAAGCCUGUGCACACCACUAUCCUCAAUCCUCAUGUUCAUCUCAUUGGGGAGGAUGCUGCCUGUAUUGCGUAUAUCCGGCUGACGCAGUACAUCGACAGCCAGGGCCGCCCACGUAGCUGCCAGUCGGAGGAGACACGCGUGUGGCACCGCCGUGAUGGCAAGUGGCUUAACGUCCACUUCCACUGCUCAGGGGCUCCAGCCGCCCCCUUACAGUGAACCGCACAGGACAGCUUACCUGGAUUCUCAAGAUAAUGGGAAUGUUUCUUCUUUGUGGCUGGACGGGCACGUGAAGGCCAGCUGGAUGACAGCUCUUAAAGUUACAGACACACCAGUGAGGAACUCUGACAACAUCCAGUUCAACUGUCAACACCACCUAUCCUGUCCAAUCUUUGACCAACGGGAGCUGGCCGCGGCUGUGGCCCCGCCCAAGGGACGGUGCAUGUAUCUGACGCCCACAUGGGGGUGCUGUUUUGUCCUUUUCCCACGGAACCAUCUUCUUUUGCCCGUUAAAGAUGUUCAGAAGGUGUUGUAAGUACUGAUCUAUGAAUUCAUAAAUAUACUGUAUAUUGUAAAAAUCACUAGCUGAACCAGAAGCAACAAUCAAGUUUGAAAAGCAUUUAUGUAGGUAAACCAAGG